GAUCCGUCCGAACAAUCCGUCUUGGCGGCACUGGUGGAGAGUCCUGCGGUCUUAAUGGUGGCCACAGUCGACCACAUCAACGCUACGCUUAUACAAACAAAUCAUCAUUUGCAAUCUUUCAACUGGAUAUACUAUCGUGCCGAUACAUUCAUAUUCUCGUGGAAAGAAAUAAUUGCGGGACAAUCCGUUUUGCUAGGUCUAAACCCGAAAAGCAACCAAACAACCCAUUCGCUGUCCUCCCUUGAUGUUUUGUGGCAGUCACUGGCUGCGAAUUCUCGCUUGAUCCUUCGCAUGUUCUACGCAAUGUUCUUCCAUACUAAGGAGCCUGUGGCCUUCUGGGAUCUAUUCAGCGCUGCCAAAGACGAGUUCCUUGUGUCGUCGGAUACCGCGCUUCGUCAGCAAUUAGUGGAGUUGAGCGAUCAUCGCAUACUCAAGUGGAAAAGAGGCGAGGAAGGAAAUGAGCAACUGGUUGGCUGCUUAGACAGGAAUCUCGUCGAAAAGUUUCUCGAAGAGAAGGGUCUCAAUUUGGAUAUGGUAUGA
This is a messenger RNA of Haemonchus placei, 540 nucleotides long. The record is from the annotation of a GenBank genome assembly. Lineage: Eukaryota; Metazoa; Nematoda; Chromadorea; Rhabditida; Trichostrongylidae.